AUGGCUGAUGUUCGUGCGCUCCUGCGCAGUGAGCUCGCAUCUCGGGCUUCAAGCACCACUGGCCCCGGAAAGAAGCGGAAACUUGAACCUCGCCCAGCUGACAUACGGAAAAAAUUGAAGCCAACAGCACAGGUCGAGGAGCCUGGAAAGCAAGAGGCGGAAGAGGAACUGGUAGAGGGACCUGAAAAUGAAACUUACUCCUCUUCGAAUACUACGACAACGACAGUAAUUGCCGAACCAGAACCUGCCGUCGUGGCACAAACUCAAGCGACAGAAGCAUCACAAGAAGAACCCCAAGCUAUUGACGAAGAUGAAUGGGCAGCCUUUGAGCGCAGUGUUGUUGCGCCUACAAGAAUGCAAGUUUCUGCUACUGCAGCUUUAAACUCCGGCGCUACGAUAUCCGCCGCCCCAGUAUCGGCAGCUGAGCUUGCAGCACGCGAACAAGAAGAACGGGAAUCGCGCACUAAAGCUCGAGAGGCGGAACUGCAAGGCGAACAGGAAGAAGCCACGCGGUCACUGGAGGAUGAAUUGGACGAAAUGGAACAGUUAGAUGAGCGCGUCAAGCGAUUGAAGGAGAAGCGAGAAGAAAUCCUGAGACGAAGGGGGGAAGGCCUCUCAAAAGACGGCCUUGAUAAAGCUCGCAACCUCGAAAUGGAUACUAAGGACCGCAUUAACCGUGACAAGGACACGAAUGAGGAUGAAGAAGAUGAGGAGGAUAUAGAUUCUGCUGAUGAAUGGGAUGAUUGGCGCUUUAGGUAG
Uncinocarpus reesii 1704 is the source of this 759-nucleotide messenger RNA. RefSeq lists its product as uncharacterized. The transcript has a single exon. The record is from RefSeq and is a predicted model, not a curated record. Lineage: Eukaryota; Fungi; Ascomycota; Eurotiomycetes; Onygenales; Onygenaceae. Bases 1 to 759 code for a protein of 252 amino acids.